UAGGAGAAUAUCUCCAGUUGUGCGUUCGAGUCUCUUUCUUUUACUGGAGUAUACGUACCGAGUAUCCACCAGUAUCUGAGCGAGACAUCUCUCCGUCCGUUUGCUCGAGCUCCUGGUGAACGCUCAUGGAGGGCGCCAUUUCCAGUCCCCCCAACACAAGGAUUGCUGUGGUCACUGGCGGGAACAAAGGGAUCGGGCUAGAGGUGUGCCGGCAGCUGGCCGGCGACGGCGUCACCGUCGUCUUAACAGCCAGGGACGAGGCAAGAGGCGCAGCGGCCGUCGAGAAGCUCAAAGAAGCGGGGCUUUCCGAUGUCAUUUUCCACCAGCUGGAGAUCACCGAUGCUCCGAGCAUCGCUCGGUUGGCUGAUUUCUUGAAGGCCCGUUUUGGGAAGCUAGACAUCCUGGUAAAUAAUGCCGCAGUUGGUGGGGUUGAGUACGUCCAAGAUCCCGUUGAUGGUUCAGUAACGAACGAGGAAAAGUUCAGUGGCAUGGAUGCGCGUCGGAGGCUUGAAUGGAUGUGGGAAAAUUGCCGGGAGACGUACGACACUGCAAAAGAAGGCCUCCAGACAAACUACUACGGCACAAAGCAUGUAACCGAAGCCUUACUGCCUCUGCUGCAAGCCUCCUCCGAUGGGAGAAUCGUUAAUGUCUCCUCCGGCUGGGGGCUGCUAAGGCUAUUCAACAACGAGGAGCUGAAGCAGGAGCUGAACGACAUCGAGAGCCUCACCGAGGAGAGGCUGGACGAGGUGCUGGGCAAUUUCCUGAAGGACUUCGAGGCCGGCACGAUGGAGUCCCGUGGGUGGCCGAUGGCGUUCUCGGCGUACAAGGUGGCCAAGGCGGCCAUGAACGCGUACUCGAGGAUCCUGGCGAGGAGGCACCCUGAGCUGCGCGUCAACUGUGCGCAUCCCGGCUACGUCAAGACCGACAUAACCAUAAACUCGGGGCUCCUGACGCCCGAGGAAGGCGCGAGCAACGUGACGAAGGUGGCGCUGCUGCCCGCCGGCGGACCGACCGGCGUGUACUUCGCAUUGGGCCAGGAGGCGCCGUUCGUGUGAUACUGGCCGGAUACGGCCCGUUGCCACUCGUCCCCUUGAUCGUCCGCUGUCCAGCUGCCUGUUACCUACGUGCAACUUAAUUAGCUCCAUCGUUUGAGAUUGCGAAUAAAGGGUUGCUGCUAAAUUUGGCA
This is a messenger RNA of Phragmites australis (common reed), 1186 nucleotides long. RefSeq names its product (+)-neomenthol dehydrogenase-like. Gene Ontology annotation, cellular component: membrane. The record is from RefSeq and is a predicted model, not a curated record. NCBI's taxonomy places the organism in Eukaryota, Viridiplantae, Streptophyta, Magnoliopsida, Poales, Poaceae. Gene Ontology annotation, molecular function: oxidoreductase activity, acting on the CH-OH group of donors, NAD or NADP as acceptor. The transcript has 5 exons. Bases 126 to 1055 code for a protein of 309 amino acids.